Bradysia coprophila is the source of this 1287-nucleotide messenger RNA. RefSeq names its product CUB domain-containing protein Sol1 (gene Sol1). NCBI's taxonomy places the organism in Eukaryota, Metazoa, Arthropoda, Insecta, Diptera, Sciaridae. Gene Ontology annotation, cellular component: plasma membrane. The record is from RefSeq and is a predicted model, not a curated record.
AUGACUGACUCUGGCGAUGGAAGAUCCAACUGUGACAUAGUACUACAUUCAUCCACAUCAAAAAAUGGAUCCAUACAGUCACCAUUGUUUCCCGGUCCGUAUCCACCCCGAACAUUUUGUCGCUUUGAAUUUCAAGGGAAUGGGCGACAACGAGUUCAGAUAAAAUUUACGGAAUUUACAUUACCGUCAAGUGAGGGAGAUGACUGCGAGCAAUCAGAUACUUUAUCGGUACUUAUGCAAAUCAAAGGAAAAUAUGAACCAGUUGAAACGCUGUGUGGGGACACUAUGCCGAAACCACUUAUGUCCAAUGGUCCACGAAUGCUUUUAGAAUUUCGUGGAAGGCAGAGUGGCAAAGGCAAUCGGGGAUUCAAGGCUGAUUUUAUAUUUUUAGAAAAUUUCGGUAUUAUUUCCGGUCGUCAGAUACCAGAUUACGAGUGUUCAUUUGUAUAUAAUAGCAGCUUUGAAACGUCGGGCUGGUUUCAUUCGCCGAACUUCCCCGGAGCGUAUCCAAGGAAUAUCGAAUGCAACUACUAUUUCCAUGGUCGAACAAUGGAGAGAGUGUACAUCCGUUUUACAUAUUUUGACGUCGAGGGAAUAUUUCCGUGCGAUGAAGACUCGUCUAGUGAUUCCGUAGAAUUAUCAAAUUUCAAUAGCGUCGAUAGAAAAUUUCAGAAAUACUGUUCGAAGAUUUCAAAAGGAUUUUCAGUUAAAUCGGACGGCAAAUUCUUUCGCGUAACAUUUCGAUCCAAUGAUCGAUUGGAUGGUACCGGAUUUCGAGCGUCCUACACAUUCGAAGUGGAAAAACCAACCACCGAAAUUCCGACUCUGGCCAGUGAGAGCUUAAAUUCCAGCGCUGGACUACACACAUUGAAUGAUCUGAUUCCAUACUAUUUUGCAAUACUAUCAUUGUUCUCGAUUGCAAACGUUUUUUGGAUUAACGGUUUAUAAUGAAAAAUUCAUGAGACUGUAGAUUUGGUUCGAUUUUCAAUUGUAAAAAGUAUUUAAAAUAGAUAAUAAAUGAAAAACAAAAGUAAUAAUUAAAAUGAACUAGUCACAGUUGAUGGUUGCGUUAAUACAGGACGGUGGACGCAGAAAAAAAAAUUCAGAAGGGAACGGUCCGAUUAUCUCUAUGUAUAUUUCUCUCAAAUUGAUUUUCUUUCGUUACUCUACGGCAUGUAUCAACGCAGCUAGCAAUGUUAUGUCGACAACAAUGCUACCAAUUAUUUAAUAAAUCUAGUUAAAUUAUAAGAUUUGAGAAAAUAAAUUGAAAACUCAACCGUAAAUUUU